AUGGCCAUCCGUCCAUCAAUAUGGGCGGCACUCUUGCUGCCUGUGCUGUUUCUAGCCGAUAGCCUGGCCCUCCAGCCGCCGGAGACAUGCCAGCCCAGCUGCGGCGGCGUGGUAAUGCGCUUCCCGUUCGGCAUCGGCGCCGGCUGCUUCCUGCCGGGCUUCGAGAUCGAGUGCACCAGCGGUGAAACGCCGAUCCUCGCAGGCCUCGCGUACAAUUGCUACAACACCACCGACGGGAACAACUUGGAUUGGUUCUAUGGCAGCGUCGGCAUCAGCCCCGCGUACCGCAUCUCCAACACCGGCAACGAGCUCGUCGUCCUCGGGUGCAACACCUUUGCCUACACCAACAGCGGGCCGUCUAGUAAAAACUUAUACAGCUUCUACACCGGGUGCGUGGCCUACUGCGACCAAGAGGGGCGGGCGCAGGACGACGCUUGUGCGGGCAUCGGCUGCUGCCACGUCGACAUCCCGCCGGGGCUCAGCGAUAAUUCCAUGACAUUUGCCGCUUCCCAAGCGAUGGCAACUUUGUACGGAUAUACGCACACGAACCUGACCUACAGCCCCUGUGACUACGCGUUCAUAGUGAAGAAGAACACCUACCACUUCCGGGUGUCCGACCUCAUGAUGGACAAGAAAACCACCAAGCCGCUGGUUCUCGACUGGGCAGUCCGCAACAGCGAAGAUGGCAACAAGACUUGCGCCGAGGUGAAAAACAAGCCGGGAUACGCCUGCGUCAGCGACAACAGCGAGUGCCUCGACUCCUACAAUGGCGAAGGAUACAUCUGCAAUUGCACCAAGGGGUACUCGGGCAACCCAUACCUUAACCACGGAUGCCAAGAUAUCAAUGAAUGCGAUGAUGAGUGGAAACCGUAUUUCCCUUGCAAAGGAGUAUGCCACAACAAAGUUGGUUCAUACAAAUGCGACUGCCCUUCUGGACAAAAGGCUCCUAAUGACAAUGCAUAUGAGAAUGCUUGCGCCUCAAAAUUCCCUGUUGAAGCAAGGAUUGCCCUCGGCAUUAGUCUAGGAUUAUUCAUACUUAUUGUCGCUCUCCUUCUAGCAUUCAUUAUGCUCCAAAAGAGAAAACUGGACAAACUUUUUGAAAAAAACGGAGGCGAGAUGCUUAAAAAUGUGAAAGGUCUCGCAAUUUUCACAAAAGAUGUACUAAGGAAAAUCACAAAAGAUAAUUCAGAAUUUCUUGGAAACGGAAGUUUUGGUAAUGUGUACAAAGGAACUCUUCCUGACAAUACCACAGUGGCAGUCAAGGCAUCUAUCAAGGUAGAUGAAGCUACAAAGGAGGAAUUUGUUGAUGAAGUUGAGAUCCAAACGCAGAUGAUCCACAAGAACAUCCUCAAGCUCGUUGGUUGCUGUCUAGAGGUGGACGUUCCAGUGUUGGUGUAUGAGUUUGCAGCAAAUGGGAGCCUCCAAGACAUCCUGCACCGCAAAAAGAAUCAAGUACUCUCAUUGGACUCACGUCUGGACAUUGCAAUUGGCUCUGCAGAAGGGUUAAAAUAUAUGCAUAGUUAUGCAACUCAUGCCAUGCGACAUGGCGAUGUCAAGCCAGACAACAUACUUCUGGAUGACAAGUUGACACCGAAAAUCGCAGAUUUUGGGUUGUCCAAACUACUGAAAGAAGAAUAUUACGCGAAGGUUGUGGUUGGGUGCAUGGGUUACAUAGACCCUGUAUUCAUGAAAACUGGCCUUUUAACACAGAAGAGUGAUGUGUACAGCUUUGGAGCAGUUUUGUUGGAGCUCAUUACAGGAAAGAAAAAUGUUUAUGAUGAGAAACUUAGUCUUAUUAUUGAGUACCGCAAAGUUUAUGAAAAUGAAAAGAGUGGGAGGGCAAUGUUUGACAGUGACAUUGCAACUGAAGAAGAUAUCUCCGUCCUUGAAGAAAUGGGCAAGCUAGCAAUGGAUUGUCUAAAGGAAGACUUAGAAGAUCGGCCAGAUAUGACAGAGGUAGUUGAACAACUUGUGAUGAUUAGGAGAAACAAGCGGUUUGGGAAAGUAAUCCGUACAAACCAUGAAAACAUUGAGGAUAUUACCGUAUAUAAUUCUCCUACCAACACAGAGGUGGUUAGGGGAAUUACUGGGGCCAAUAUUUCUGCGAAGGUAACUCCCAGCAACAUGGACACCAUUCCUAGUCCAUAG
Molecule: messenger RNA, 2148 nt
Organism: Lolium rigidum
Lineage: Eukaryota; Viridiplantae; Streptophyta; Magnoliopsida; Poales; Poaceae
Product: wall-associated receptor kinase 1-like
Exons: 4
Coding region: 1-2148 (715 amino acids)
Biological process (GO): protein phosphorylation; cell surface receptor signaling pathway
Cellular component (GO): plasma membrane
Molecular function (GO): ATP binding; polysaccharide binding; protein serine/threonine kinase activity
Source: RefSeq, a predicted model, not a curated record